UCAUUCGUCCUGAUAUUAAUGACACAGCUAUCCGAGGCAGCGGCAGUUCCCCUGCACUCUCCCUCCCGCAGGCUGCGCUCAUACACUCUUCGACCAAUAGGACACGGGACAUACACUCACACACUCCUAUACUUAGUCUGGAGCCGCAGGCACAGAGACACACACACACACACACACACAGCUACACACACUCGGAGUUCACAUCGGAAGCGGUCGCAGACUCUUUUAUUUUACACACACGUUUAUUUCUCCUUGAACAAUCUCGCCAAGGGGAGAAAAAAAAAAAAGAGAAGGAAACAAAAUGAGGACAGAUGUGCUCGGCGUUUGUGCAAGCCUCCUGCUCGCGGCCGCCCUGGUGCCUCGCGCCAGCCGGGCAGCCGACUUCGCCAUCAACUCACACCAGCGAUGGGACACCAGAGGACCCUAUUCUUCAGAAGCCGGGACUCCCACCUCCUCCUGCCCCAUUAAGCUCCGACCCUCGGGCCAGUGCGGGAGCUCCGGGGCCAGUCCGGAGGAGGCGGACGACUGCCCGUACCAGCUCACCUUGCCUCCCCUCACCAUCCAGCUGCCCAAGCAGUUCAGGCUCCUGGAGAAGACCAUGAAGGAGCUGCAGAGCCUGAAGGAGGUCGUGAACAAGCUUAAAAGCGGGUGCCAGGAGUGCCGCGGGGCACGGGGCAGCGGAGCGCUUGGACAUCAUCAAGCCGACCAGGGACCACGGAUGCAGGUCCCCGUUCUGAGGGAUGCUGAGGAAGAAGUGAGACAGGACCUGACAGGACAGGAGGCGCAAGGUGGGUCCAGCCAAGAGGAGAGGGGAGAUGGGAUGGUCCCUGGAGCUACUGUGGACGUUGCCGGAGUGGGGCAUGCUUCUAUUUUGGGGAAAAUUACACCGAGCCCGAGCAGUAUGCAGGAGAUGCAGGUGAAGCUGAAUAGGAUGUCAGCCAGCCUGCGCAACGCCAGGAACCAGAUCUCGGCUGUGCAGGGGCGUCUCGAGGGGCUCAAUCUGCUCAACAUGGACAACGUGCAGGCUAUGGUGGACAGGCGGGUGGAGAACAUCAGUGGAGUGGUCAACAAACUCAGCUCCACGUGCACUUCCCAGUGUGCAGUGCAGAACACCCCACAGUCAGUCAUCUUAGCCCCUCGGGAUUGUUCGGACUACAAUGUGCUCGAGGCGAGGAAGAACGGUGUGUAUCGAGUGACCCCCGAUCCCCGCAACGGCACGUUUGAGGUCUUCUGUGACAUGGAGUCUUUUGGAGGCGGAUGGACCGUCAUUCAGCGACGCCUUGAUGGGUCGGUCAGCUUCAACCGCACCUGGGCAGAGUAUAAGAAAGGCUUCGGGAACCUAAGAAGUGAGUUCUGGCUGGGCAACGACCACAUCCACUUGAUGACCAAAUCCAAAGACAUGGUCCUUCGCAUCGAGCUGGAGGACUUUGAGGGUGUCCGGGAGUACGCCAAGUACGACCAGUUCUAUGUGGCCAACGAAUUCCUCCGCUACCGGCUGUCUGUCAGCGGAUACGGCGGCACAGCUGGGAACGCCAUAAGCUUCAACAAGCACUUCAACCACGACCAGAAGUUCUUCUCCACGCCCGACCGCGACAACGACAUGUACCCCUCCGGAAACUGCGGCGCCUACUACAGCUCCGGCUGGUGGUUCGAUGCCUGCAUGUCCGCCAACCUCAACGGGAAGUACUACCACAAGAGGUACAAGGGAGUGCGGAACGGCAUCUUCUGGGGAACGUGGCACAACAUGUCGACGGAGUACUACCCCACUAACUACCGGCAGGCCUUCAAAACCGUCAAGAUGAUGAUGCGGCCCAAGAACUAUGCUCCUUAAGGUGUGGGGGGGACAGGUAAAUGUGAACACAGCCAGGUGGACAAACACAAACAAAUACGGUCAAAACUCAUCCACGUGAGCAUAGGCGAGCAUUUUGCACACACAUAUUAGCAGACACAACGAAAAAACUAAACGGCACGUCCUUCAGACCACAUGAGUGCAGUGGCAAACAAGAUAAUUGAGAAGAAAAAAAAAUGUAACUGUGCUAUUACUUUUCCCCACUGCAGUGAGUGUGGCCUUCAAAGUGGUGGAUUAAAAUGAUGAUAGUAAAGGACAAUGGACUAUGAAUAACGAUGGCCAAAUAAAAUAAAAAUAAAAGACACACACACACACACACACACAUUGCAGUGCAAAGGCCAGCCUCCUGCAGGAGCUAUAAUGUUAUACGGAGGGUUAACAUGAAUGAUUUUUCACCGUUUCUCUGGCAUUUCUCCACUUUGCGUCCUGCUGCCUCCUGCUAUAAGCCCAGACACAGCACAGCACACUGUAGUAGUAAAAACUAAUGAGCUGCCACUUUUGCCGCUCUAAACGGUUUCAUAAUUAACAGCAGCCACUCAAGUGAGGGGUGUGAGGGCCGCGGAUACAGUUUGGAGUUGCUCAGAAAUUCAUUGGGUAACAACCUCAUGCUGGGAUUAGUGCUGUCAAACUGCUAAAAAAAAAAAAAAAAAAAAACUAUAGGAAGUCACAUUCUAGAAACUUUGGGCAGGCAGCAGUGCACCAGUAAUGAUGUCUGUGUCGUUUGUUUGAUUACACUGGGGAGAUUUUGCUAAUGUACUGUCAUCCUAUACAAUACAAAACAUCCCACUAUGAACACGCCGCCUGAUAUACAUUUCCAUCGGAUCAUUUCCUCGUGCAUUCUGCAUCAUUUGUGCUCUAGUGAAUCCUUUUUGCAAGCAGCCCGGGAGCAGAAACCUUCCAAUUGUAUUUCCACCUUUUAUCUCCAUGUGCGCUGAGCUGCUGCACGUUUCACCAUCUGUACCAUACUGCCGCCUAACGUUAAAAAACUGUAUAGCACCAUUUAAUUCAUUAUAUACACACACCGUGAAUGGGAAGGAUGCAGGACAUGUUUCGCUUUAAGGACGUGUACAGUAUUUAUUGUAUUUUGUGAGGUAUGAUAUCUUUUAUAUAACACAUAGAUCAUACAGUACAAGGUCUAAUUUGUUGACAUCCGAGCAACAAUAAAGUGUGCAUCAUUGUGACCAUUUACAGUAAUUAUGUGUGUAUUUGGAGCUUUGUGUGUGUAAAAUAUUGAUCUUUUCUAUCAUUCAUAUUAAACCGUCAUGCAAAAAGAUAUGCACUUUUUUAUAAAAAAAUAAAUAGAGUUCUAACUACAUUGCUGUGUAUAAUGCGUUGUUUGGUGAAACCGUAACGAUGUCUGCCCAACAUUAUGCAAGAUUCCUGAUGAACGUAUGCACAUUUAGCUUGAGUAUUCAUGAGAUCCCAGAGGAGUGGGCUAUUUGACGCCUGUAAAAAUUGAGGGAUGAGGUGGUGCACACCCGUAACAAAUGGGUUAAUUAGGCGCUGAUAAAACAAUUCAACUCAAAGAUGGCUUCAUUUCAACUUCACGCAAGAUAAAUGACCAAACCGCAGGCUUGUGACUUUAAUGUCUCUUCACUUUAUGUGACUGCCAAGUUAAUAAAAACAUACUAUGCUCAUCCACA
This is a messenger RNA of Pungitius pungitius (ninespine stickleback), 3492 nucleotides long. It is a transcript of the gene fgl2a, whose product is annotated as fibrinogen-like 2a. The transcript has 5 exons. NCBI's taxonomy places the organism in Eukaryota, Metazoa, Chordata, Actinopteri, Perciformes, Gasterosteidae. Bases 302 to 1831 code for a protein of 509 amino acids. The record is from RefSeq and is a predicted model, not a curated record.